AUGACGUCGAGGGCAGAGGAUCUGCAGGACAAGCUCCAGGUUCUGCAGGCCGAACGUGACGAGUUGAACAAGAAGAUCCCAGAAACAGGUUACAAGAGCUUGGCGGACGUGGUACAGCAAUCCACAGCUUCGCGAAGAGAGGCUUUGCAAGAGCGUCGAGCACGAGAGCAGUACCAGCAGGCCUUGGAAAAGGUGGAGAGGGAGCUGCAGCGGCGCCUACCCACCUUUGUCGGCCAGAAGAACGAGAUCCAGCGCUUCAAGACACAGGCGGCGCAGCUAACGAAGCAAAACGAACAGCUAUUGGCCAAAGAGACGGUUGAAGAGUUGCAGGCGCAACACUCCGAAGCCGAGGACGCGGAGCGCGCAAAGAAAGCGGCUGAAGCGCAGAAGAUACUUGAGGACUAUGCGGGCGGCCAAGAAUGUCAAGAGCCCGGCGUUGGCUAA
This is a messenger RNA of Symbiodinium pilosum, 444 nucleotides long. The record is from the annotation of a GenBank genome assembly. Lineage: Eukaryota; Dinophyceae; Suessiales; Symbiodiniaceae.